Eufriesea mexicana is the source of this 807-nucleotide messenger RNA. RefSeq lists its product as uncharacterized. NCBI's taxonomy places the organism in Eukaryota, Metazoa, Arthropoda, Insecta, Hymenoptera, Apidae. The record is from RefSeq and is a predicted model, not a curated record. Gene Ontology annotation, biological process: phospholipid metabolic process; arachidonate secretion. The coding region runs from base 19 to 807 and encodes 262 amino acids. The transcript has 6 exons. Gene Ontology annotation, molecular function: A2-type glycerophospholipase activity.
AGACUGAUCAGGACAGAAAUGAGCUCCACGGGUUGGAUAUUGUUCUUGAUCGUUAUGAUCAGCUCUAACAGCGUUCAGCAGCCGACCUUCUUCAAAAACACCUUCAAAGGACUAAAUGGGAUUAUUCAAAAAACUAUGUUUGAUAGAAAUGAAAUCAGAGCCGUUUACUAUUAUGAUCAGACUGUGGCAGUAGUGGAUCUUGGAACCAAUAAUGAACUGCAUAAUUGCAACUUGAUCGAAGUAUAUGAACCAAAAGAAGCCAAUGAGGUUUUGAGAAAUUUAUCAACCAUUACACACCCGCAACUAGUAUCGUUUCAACAGAUGACGAAGCUUAUGCAACAGUGUGAAUUACUAGACAAAAUACAGCACGAUGGUUUAUCUACAUCAAUGUCCCACACUGUGAGUAAAGGCAAUCGCGAAGUGGGUAGUGUGUUGUCUCUUUUCUCAGGCAUUCUGCCAGGUACAAAAUGGUGCGGUGCGGGAGACAUCGCUGAAAACUAUCACGAUUUAGGUCAGGAAGCUCAAAUUGAUAGAUGUUGUCGUAGCCAUGAUCUCUGUCCUGUAAAAGUUCGAGCUCAACAAACGCGAUAUAAUCUCACCAAUUAUUCCAUAUAUACUAAAUCGCAUUGUGCAUGUGAUGAGGCACUAUAUCAUUGUUUGAAAGCAACAACACAUUCCACAGCACACAUCAUGGGUCAUAUAUAUUUUAACGUAAUAAAAGUGCCCUGCAUUGAGGAUAUACCAGAAGACAAACAAACUUCCAUAGAAUUAAAACGACGAUUUAUUCCCGUUAAAACGAAUUAUUAA